CACGCGCGUCGAACGCACGCCGCGUCGAGAACGAAAAUGGCGGGUCUUCUUUCCAGCAUGGCGGGGCUCACUCUCACGGGUUCGUUCGCGGGCGCUAAGCUCCGGACCCCCACCGCGGCGCCGUCGCGCGUCUCCGGUGGCUUCCAAGUCGUCGCGAAGAAGAAGUGGGAGAAGCAGGAGCUGAAUAAGAACGGCAACCCGGUGCGGGUGUCGAUGCACGUAAAGACCAACGACAAGGUGGUCGUCGUCUCCGGCGCGGAUAAGGGCAAGGUGACGGAGGUUGUCGAGCUCUUCACAAAGUCCGGGGAGAUUCUCUGCAAGGACGUGAACGUGAAGACGAAGCACGUGAAGCCCAAGGGCGAGGGGGAGACGGGUCAGAUCAUCCAGCGGGAGUUUCCGAUUCAUCACUCCAACGUGAUGCACUGGUCGGAGGCGCAGAAGACGCGAUCGCGGAUCGGUCACAAGGUUGAAAACGGGAAGAAGGUGAGGUUCCUGAAGAAGACCGGGGAAGUGCUCGCGAACUGAGUCCGAGUGGGUGGAAUAUUGGGUGACGCGGUGGACGCGACGAGCGAUAGGCGCCGCGGCGGGGUUAGACCCCGCCCGCGCGCACUGUGUGUAAAUUUCGACUGAGACGCGGUUUCG
Molecule: messenger RNA, 642 nt
Organism: Micromonas pusilla CCMP1545
Lineage: Eukaryota; Viridiplantae; Chlorophyta; Mamiellophyceae; Mamiellales; Mamiellaceae
Exons: 2
Coding region: 58-525 (155 amino acids)
Biological process (GO): translation
Cellular component (GO): ribosome
Molecular function (GO): structural constituent of ribosome; RNA binding
Source: RefSeq, a predicted model, not a curated record